This is a messenger RNA of Anguilla anguilla (European eel), 2147 nucleotides long. Its product is annotated as MAU2 chromatid cohesion factor homolog. Lineage: Eukaryota; Metazoa; Chordata; Actinopteri; Anguilliformes; Anguillidae. The transcript is spliced from 19 exons. Gene Ontology annotation, molecular function: protein binding; double-stranded DNA binding. Gene Ontology annotation, cellular component: SMC loading complex; chromatin. The record is from RefSeq and is a predicted model, not a curated record. The coding region runs from base 57 to 1853 and encodes 598 amino acids. Gene Ontology annotation, biological process: mitotic sister chromatid cohesion; maintenance of mitotic sister chromatid cohesion.
CUGAAAUCACGCGGGGAUGGAGAAGGCCCGUGCUUGUUGUUGUUGUUGUCGGCAAAAUGGCGUCUGGCAGUGAGGCCCCAGAAUCUUGGUACCUCGCCUUGCUUGGAUUCGCAGAGCAUUUCCGUACUUCAAGUCCUCCUAAGAUUCGUCUUUGCGUCCAUUGUCUUCAGGCCGUUUUUCAGUUCAAGCCCCCGCAAAGGGUUGAAGCGCGAACUCACCUUCAGCUCGGCUCGGUGCUUUAUCAUCACACCAAGAACAGCGAACUCGCCAGGACCCACCUGGAGAAAGCGUGGUUCAUUUCACAACAAGUCCCUCAGUUUGAAGAUGUUAAAUUUGAAGCCGCAAGUCUGCUUUCAGAACUCUAUUGCCAACAGAAUUUGGUGGAUUCUGCGAAGCCCUUACUGCGCAAGGCCAUCCAGAUCUCACAGCAGACUCCCUACUGGCACUGCCGGCUGCUCUUUCAGCUUGCGCAACUGCACACCUUGGAAAAGGACCUGGUGUCGGCAUGUGACCUUCUGGGAGUGGGUGCUGAGUAUGCAAGGGUCGUGGGCUCUGAAUACACCAGAGCCCUGUUUCUAUUGAGUAAAGGAAUGCUGCUGUUAAUGGAGCGAAAGCUCCAGGAGGUGCACCCCCUGCUGACUCUCUGUGGGCAGAUCGUGGAGAACUGGCAGGGAAACCCCAUUCAGAAGGAGUCUCUGAGGGUCUUCUUCCUGGUGCUGCAGGUCACACACUACCUGGAUGCAGGGCAGGUGAAGAGCGUGAAGCCCUGCCUGAAGCAGCUGCAGCAGUGCAUCCAGACCAUCUCCACACUCCACGACGACGAGAUCCUGCCCAGCAACCCCGCCGACCUGUUCCACUGGCUGCCCAAGGAGCACAUGUGUGUGCUGGUGUACCUGGUGACAGUAAUGCACUCCAUGCAGGCGGGCUACUUGGAGAAGGCACAGAAGUACACAGAUAAAGCACUCAUGCAGUUAGAAAAACUAAAAAUGCUGGACUGCAGCCCCAUUCUGUCCUCCUUCCAAGUCAUACUACUGGAGCACAUCAUCAUGUGUCGGCUAGUCACUGGCCACAAGGCAACAGCAUUACAAGAGAUCUCCCAGGUUUGUCAGCUGUGCCAGCAGUCCCCCAGAUUAUUCUCCAAUCACGCUGCUCAGCUUCACACUUUACUAGGUCUGUACUGCAUCUCUGUGAACUGCAUGGACAAUGCAGAGGCGCAGUUCACUACAGCACUGCGGAUGACCACACACCAGGAGCUUUGGACCUUCAUUGUGACCAACCUGGCCAGCGUUUAUAUCAGGGAGGGGAACAGACACCAGGAGCUGUACAGCCUGUUGGAGAGGAUAAAUCCAGAUCAUAACUUCCCUGUAAGCUCCCACUGUCUGCGGGCGGCAGCCUUCUACAUCCGGGGACUCCUGUCUUUCUUCCAAGGGCGUUACAAUGAGGCUAAGCGUUUCUUGCGAGAGACUCUGAAGAUGUCCAAUGCUGAGGAUCUGAAUCGACUAACGGCCUGUUCCCUGGUUUUGCUUGGUCAUAUCUUCUACGUGCUGGGAAACCAUCGGGAGAGCAACAACAUGGUGGUCCCAGCCAUGCAGCUGGCCAGCAAGAUCCCCGACAUGUCUGUCCAGCUGUGGUCCUCUGCUCUGCUGAAGGAUUUGAACAAGGCCUGCGGGAACACGAUGGACGCGCACGAGGCGGCGCAGAUGCACCAGAACUUCUCCCAGCAGCUCCUCCAGGACCACAUCGCCGCCUGCAGCCUACCGGAGCACAACCUCAUCAGCUGGACUGAUGGCCCUCCCCCAGUGCAGUUCCAGGCCCAGAAUGGCCCCACCACCAGUCUGGCCAGCCUACUGUGAGCCCAGCAGACCCCACCAGCCUGCUAUGAGCCCAGCAGACCCCACCAGCCUGGCCAGCCUGCUGUAAGCCAGGCAGACCCCACCAGCCUGCUAUGAGCCCAGCAGACCCCACCAGCCUGGCCAGCCUGCUAUGAGCCCAGCAGACCCCACCAGCCUGGCCAGCCUGCAAUGAGCUCAGCAGACCCCACCAGCCUGCUAUGAGCCCAGCAGACCCCACCAGCCUGCUAUGAGCCCAGCAGACCCCACCAGCCUGGCCAGCCUGCUAUGAGCCCAGCAGACCCCACCAACCUGGCC